Molecule: messenger RNA, 4719 nt
Organism: Fulvia fulva
Lineage: Eukaryota; Fungi; Ascomycota; Dothideomycetes; Mycosphaerellales; Mycosphaerellaceae
Exons: 2
Coding region: 1-4719 (1572 amino acids)
Source: RefSeq, a predicted model, not a curated record
AUGGUUUCUAACAUCACCGUCGCCGUGGCCAUCGGCUUGAUAGUGACUGUGGGUCUUUGCGCUGUGCGGCAUUUCAGAGUGCGGUCGGUUGGUACUGAGGAGAGUGCGGAGCAGGAGGAGUUGAAUGAUGCUUCAUCCAAAGCGGACGGGGCAGAGUCGGAGAAGGACGACGAAGGCGACGAGGACGAGGAGACAAAUUACUUGGUCGAGAUCAGGGAUUUGAAAGCGCACGUCCAUGAGCUUGAGGAGGAAAAGAAGACACUCGAAGAUGACAACGCCUCACUGCAAGCUCUGUGCACUGCACCAUCCCGUGGAGAAGCGCGUACACAGCUUGACAGUGAAGAGAAAGAAACUCUUCUAGCCACAAUCUCGGACUUGGAAGCGGACGUUCGUGAUCUCAGAGAUGAGAAGAAAAGUCUUGAGGGCGACAGCACCGCCGAGAGCAUUGCGGAGUGCAAGCGACAGAUAUCCUUGCUCCAAGGCAAGAUGGCAGAAGCACAUCAGCGACUACGGAAUGCUAAGGAUGACCUUCAUCACAACGCGAUCGGCAUGGGCGAUGAUCAUGACCGUAAGCUGGAAUAUGCUAGAGAAGCGGUCGCCCGAGUGUCGAGAGAGAGGGAGGAACGGCUCGAGAUCCAGCUUGCCGAAGCAAGAAAGGAGAGAGAUGAUGCGAGGAGGCCGGAUCAUUACUACGUCGAGCAGAUUAGCGAGUUGAAGAAGCAACUUGAUGAGAAGACGAAGCUAUCUGAACAGCGUGAGAAGGAGGUCCAAAAGCUCCUGGCAUCGCAGGAGAACAAGAAUCGAGAACUCACCACCAAGCUGCAGAAGGAGACACGCGAUCAUAACAGCACUCGAAAUGAUCUGACCUCGAGGAACAAUGAGAUCGCCAAGCUCCAGACUGACGCCGCCAAUGCGAAGAAGCAGACUGAUGCUACGGAGGCGAACGCUCGAAGGCAGCUGGAACUGGAGCAGCAGGAGCACCAGAAGACGAAAGAUAGAGUUGGCAGAAGGGAUGCUUCUAUCGAAGAGCUGAACGAUGCCAACACCGAACUCCAAACACAGCUCAAGACCGCGGAGGACACAGCGCAAGAAGCCAUCGCCGACGAACGACGUCUAUAUGCAGAGACUCGUACAGAGCUCGACUCGAAGGAUAAGGAUAUCGUCGAGCUCAGCGAACAAGUCAAAACACUGGGCGAUGAGCUUUCUGCCGAGAAGACUGCUCGGGGGAAGGAAGUCGCCGAGUUUAACGGGAAGUUGACGACCCUACAGAAAACUCUUGAUGCUGAGAAGACGGCGAGAGAGAAUGAUGUGGCAGAAGAGGAGCGGAAAUAUCAGCUUCUUGAGCAGGAGAAGAAGGAUCUGGAUGAGAAGGUGGCGAAGGAAAGGAAGGAGAGUGAAGAGCGUGCGAAGAACCAGGCUGAUCGUAUCGCAGAGCUUGAGGAGCAAGCUGAGGAGAACAAGGAGGCUGAUGAGGUGAAGCAGAAGGAGAGCCAAGACCGUGCCAAAUCACAGGCUGAUCGUAUCGCUGAGCUGGAGCAGGAGGCUGAGAAGAAGAAGAAAGCUGAUGAGGUGAAGCAGAAGGAGCUCGAGCAGCAAGCUAAGAAGCAGAAGGCAGCUGAUGAGGCCAAGGAGACGGAGCUCAACAAGGUUAAAGCUGAGCUUACAGCUGCCCAGGAGAAGGUGAAAGACUGUUCGUGUCGACAGGGCUCGAUUUCGGAGCCCGGGGCUGGACCAAUCGCAAAGGCUAAAGGCAAGUCACAGCAGCUUUCUGAGGAGCAAAAGGUGGCUCUGUCCAUGCCGACGGGUUUGUUCGGCGAUGGUAACGCGACGACCUCGCAGCAGGCUACGACAGAGCGGAAGUUGUUUGGGUUCGGAGGCUCGGCAGCCUCGCAGCAGAAUGUGCAGCCACCGCCACCAGUACAGCCCGCCCAGCCAACUUCGAUUAAUUUCUGUGGCACAUCGACCUCGCAACAGAAUCUACAGCAACAGCCACCAGCACAGCCUGUCACUUCGGCCUUAUUUGGCUCUGCUGGCACGCCAGCCUCAGGAUCGAACGAACCAUCACAGCAGAGCCAGCCAACCCCUUUCGGCGCGAUAGCCUCCACCACAUUCGCAUCUGGCUUCGAUUUUGCACGUCCCAACAUACCUCGCCCCUCGCAGAGUGUGCCCAAAGCAGCAUCGACACACAGGAAGCCCGGUGCAAAGGCAGCUGUCAAGAAAGCUGCGGUAAACACCACGACUACUCAGGAACAUGCUGUCAUCCCACCCACGAAUGUGUUUGGCAAUGCUCCAUCUGUCACAUUCGGGCAGAACUCAUCCAAUGUUCCAGCGCCGAGCUCUGCAUUUGAACCGACCCAGAUCAUACUACAGCAUGAUACUGCCGCGGCAUCUUCGAAUCCAUUCCAGGGUACAUUCUUUGCGCCAUUUGCGCAGAACUCAUCGAAUGGUCCAGCACCGAGCUCUGUGUUUGUACCAACUCCGGUGGUUCCGGGGACUACAUCGUCGAACCCGUUCCAGAGCAACCCUUUUGCGCAACUCGGACAGAACUUGCUUAAUGAUCCGGCGCCGAUCUUUGCACAAACACCGGAUCCACAGACUUCACAAGUGGAGCAAGCAACUGUACAGGAUGAGAAUAUGGAGGGUAUGGACGGAGAACAGAUGGAGGGCAUUGCGCAAGAGGGGAUGGAAGGUGUGGAGCAAGGCCAGAUGCAAGGUAUUGAGCAAGCGCAGGCUACUGCCACACAGCAACCCAAUGGUGACGACACAGUGCCCACGGCGAAUCAUGACGCUCGGUAUUGUCCAUGUGGUCGCGGUCUCGACGAUGGCAAGUGUCGGAACCGGACCUGCCUACACGAGAAAGCACGUGUCGAUCGUACGCUUGCUGCAGCCGACGCCAAGGUCACGAACUCGACGACAGUGACUGAUGCUGAGUCCAAGAGCCCCUGUCCUUCAUGUAGCUCUCGGCGCGAUGGGGACUUCUGCGCCAGCUGUCUCGCGCGGGAUUUGAAAGUUUUCACCGACAGGAUGCCAGCCGACAUCGACAACAGCGUCGCGUAUACGAAGUGCGUUGCCUGUGACUGGUUCUACUCGGGCACGAUGUGCUCUAAUCAAGACUGUCCAACGCGGGAACACGUCGGCGAGGAUGGCAACCCCAACGUGCAGUCGUCGGAUGUUGCCGAGACAGGACCGGCGCAUGCGGAAGAUACAGGCAUGGAGGAUGAUCUUGGCUCUACAGCAGUAGAAGAUCUUGAGCCGCUCAACACGCAGGAAGACGGGCCAUUUGGAGAACCAUCACGCGACCAGUGCGAAACGCAAAAGGAGCUUGCUACGCGAAAUGAGGCGAACACCAACCUUGUCAGAAAGACUGUGGCGUUGAAGAGGCAUCUCAAGGCUUCAAAAGCGGCGGCGCGCUCUGCUUUGAGCCAUGGUCAGAAGCAACACGACAGGGCGAAGACAUUGCUUGAUCACGAGGAGAAGCAACACGCUAGGACCAAGCAAUUGCUCGACAAUAUGGUCGAGACUGAAAUUGACCGCGUGGCAGAGAAGAUGAGCUGGUUGGGGAAGAAAUCUGCUCUUGAGAGCGAAUUGCGAGACUCACAGCUGACGAUCGAGGAGAUGCAGGAGAAGUUGAACAUGAAAGACAAUCUGGUGGCCCAGACGAUCGAGGAUAUCAAGCCGCACUUUGCUGAAGUUGAGGCACUUUCACAGAAGACAAAGUUGCUCGAGGUGAGUAACAAGCGCUUGACUGAUCAGCUGGAGCAGCAGCGAGAGACCACAGGUCGAGUAGUACGAGCGCUAAAAACCGCCGACACCUUGCUGGAACAUGCUCGGAAAGAUAUGUCGGCAAUGAAGCAAGAGCUCGGCGAGGCACUCGAGAGCUUUGAAGCAAAGUCUCAAGAGCAGAACGAGAUUGUGGUCGAGCUCAAGAGGAGACUAGUCGUGAGCGAGCAGACCGCCGGGCAGUCUAACUCCACCCAAGGAGCAGGUGCAUCUGCCAAGCCAGAUAUCUUUGGCACGCACAAAACGCCUGCGGAAAAGGAGAUCAAACAACUGGAGAGGAACAAUGUGAUACAAGCGCAGUCUCUGAAGUUUGAGAAAGACGCGCGUGAGAAGGCCGAGCAACAGCUCGCUACAGCAAUCGAAGAGAAGAGAAAGAAGGAAGAGAAACUUGGGAGGAUUGCGCAAUGGUUUGCAAAGAUGGUCGACAGCCGCGUCAGAUUCGAGGAAAAGAUGGAAGGCAUCAAGGGCGGAUGGCAGCAUCGUGGAAGCCUGAAGCCGCGAUCACAGCAAUCACAGCGGUCGGCGCAGCCGAAGAAAUCUCAGCCAACUCCUACCUCAUCAGGUCAAUCGGUUAGUACGGAGGCCAACAAGGACAAUGAGACAGACCCCUUCGUGCAAUACAUACAGACGGCUCAGAGUUGGCUUCGAGAGGGCGCAAGAGACACGAUACGUCAGACAAUGAUGAGCAAAAUCGACGAUCUGCUCAGGAAGAAGUACACAAAUGCCAACUUCGACAAAGAACAGCUUGCAAAGGCAAAAGCGGCUGUUCCAUCACCUUGGAUCCGCCAAUUCGCAGAGAUCAUCGACACUGUGCACGACACUACAGCCGGUCAAAAGAGGUUGAAGGAUGCCAUUAACGAUCUCGGGAGGAACAGGGACGAGGCUCUGUUGAAGGCCGGACUAGCGAUUCCGGGGCCGGUUCAGUUGACCAAGUCGUGA